AUGUCUCGCCGGCGAACAUCACACAGCGAGAUGAACGAGGCCCUCGCCUAUCCCUUCAUGCAGUCAAACGGCCACCCACAACACCAACAACAACACCAACCUCAACCUCAUCUCCCUCCCCCCUCCCCCCUCGCCGCGGUCCCAUCGAAGGCCCCAAUGGCCGUCGCCUCAUCCGCCGCGUCACCUGGCGCUCCUCAACCUACAAACUCAUGGCCUCGCUGUGGGUGCUCGCCGUCCUCUAUAUCGUCUGGCUGGUCCGUGACCUCUUCUACCUCCCCGUCCCGCCUGCCGAGUCUGCCCCGCCUCAACGCGAGUAGCUUGAGCUGUCUCUCAACGGUGUCUGCUUGGGUUGGUCGGGCCUGCUGGGUUUAG
Molecule: messenger RNA, 372 nt
Organism: Penicillium canescens
Lineage: Eukaryota; Fungi; Ascomycota; Eurotiomycetes; Eurotiales; Aspergillaceae
Exons: 1
Coding region: 1-372 (123 amino acids)
Source: RefSeq, a predicted model, not a curated record